This is a messenger RNA of Daucus carota subsp. sativus, 1154 nucleotides long. RefSeq names its product homeobox-leucine zipper protein ATHB-12. The coding region runs from base 145 to 822 and encodes 225 amino acids. NCBI's taxonomy places the organism in Eukaryota, Viridiplantae, Streptophyta, Magnoliopsida, Apiales, Apiaceae. Gene Ontology annotation, cellular component: nucleus. The transcript is spliced from 2 exons. The record is from RefSeq and is a predicted model, not a curated record. Gene Ontology annotation, biological process: positive regulation of DNA-templated transcription. Gene Ontology annotation, molecular function: sequence-specific DNA binding; DNA-binding transcription factor activity, RNA polymerase II-specific.
AGAAAAACUUAAUAUAUCAGACCCCACCCCUCCAUUGCUCAUCACAUAUAAAAACAAGUGCUUCAUGAACAUCUUCUGAACUCCCCAAACAAACAAUUCCAAAACAUUCUUCCUGUUCAACUGAUUUUCCUCUGAGCCGCAGUGAUGGCAGACCCCGAGUGCUACGACACUUAUGAAACACUGUCACGAAAGAAGAGUAACAGUAAGAGGAGGUUCACUGAUGAUCAAAUAAAAUCACUGGAAACCAUAUUCGAGUGUGACACCAAACUUGAACCAAGAAAAAAGUUGCAGGUUGCAAAAGAACUUGGGUUGCAUCCGCGACAGGUUGCAAUAUGGUUUCAGAAUAAGAGAGCUCGAUACAAGUCGAAGCAGCUGGAGAAAGAGUACAGUGUGUUGCAGGCUAAAUACGACAAUCUUGCUACUCAGUUUGACAUACUGAAAAAAGAGAAGCAAUCUUUAGUCUUGCAGUUCCAGAAGCUACAUGAUAUGGUAGGAAAAUCGGGAGAGGAGAGACAAGAGAUGUACAAAAAUAUUUCCAUUGGCAAGUCAGAUGACGACGAUGACAACGAGUGCCAGAUGCAGCCUGACUUGUUAUCCUGUGGAUCAGAACAUGGCCUAGGACUCCUUUCAGAUGAUUAUAACAUUAUGAAGGCAGAGUAUUUUAAGUUGGAUGAGGAGGAAACUGAACGUCUCAACAUGGUGGAAGUGGACCUUGGAGACGGUUCGUUGACAUCAACUGAAGAUUGGGAAAAUCUUGAAUCCAGUGUUAUCUUUGAUCAGCCUAGUAGUAGUGACUCUCAGUGGUGGGAUUUCUGGGCCUAAACAAAUAAAUUAGAGGAUGCUAGAGCUCACAAAACCAGUCCCAAUCUAGUUCCCAAAUGCCUAGGUGAAAUUUUUUAGAGGGGUGCUCCUGUACUUAUAUAUGAGAAAGGGAACUAAUUAAAAAUUGUCGUGUGGUUUCUGGGAACCAAUUCAGUAUUCAUUUUGGAACAUCCAGCCUUACUUUGCUAGCACAGUUAGAAAAAAAAAAAAAAAAAAAAAAGAAGCAAAAAAACAGCGUGAACUGUAGAAGAAAUGUAUGGAAAUAAUCUUCUCAGUAUUGCACGGUAGCAUGUUUUGGUCUAUUGGAAGAUGCACUAUAUUCUGUACUGAUA